Echinostoma caproni is the source of this 288-nucleotide messenger RNA. The record is from the annotation of a GenBank genome assembly. NCBI's taxonomy places the organism in Eukaryota, Metazoa, Platyhelminthes, Trematoda, Plagiorchiida, Echinostomatidae.
AUGGUGUACGAUGGUGAUAAUGCUGAUGAUCCGGAUGUUGAUGACUCGAAAGAUGAUGACGCUUCAAAUUCAAAUUUUUAUUUUGGGCAAAUUCCAAAGCUGAUGCUUAUUGAAUUCCGUGAUGAUGAUGAUGUUGAUGAUGAUGAUGAUGAUGAUGGUGAUUAUGAUGACGAUGAUGGUGGUGAUGAUGACGAUGAUUAUGAUUCGGAUGAUGAUGAUGAUGAUGAUGAUGAUGAUGAUGAUAAUGAUGUUGAUGAUAAUGAUGAUGGUAACACUGAUCAGAUUUGA